Messenger RNA from Stegodyphus dumicola, 3356 nucleotides. RefSeq names its product Spaetzle domain-containing protein 6 (gene spz6). Gene Ontology annotation, cellular component: extracellular region. Gene Ontology annotation, biological process: central nervous system formation; innate immune response. Lineage: Eukaryota; Metazoa; Arthropoda; Arachnida; Araneae; Eresidae. Gene Ontology annotation, molecular function: growth factor activity; Toll binding. The record is from RefSeq and is a predicted model, not a curated record.
CUCAUUCUUAACACGCUGUUUUCCCUGGCGGCUCUUCACGUCUUCUCUCCGAGAAGUUUGUUUUGUUUUUUUGUUUAUUUCUGACUUUGCGGGUUCUUCCUACAGGAAUGAAUUACUGAACGUAACUGGACAAGCGAAAUAAUGUGAAAAUGCUGGAACAGGUGUAUGGAUUAUGAACACCCAUCGAUUGCACUUUAUACAUCAACUGAUUGAUUGGUGUUCUCUUCGCAAAAUUUGAAGGACUGGAUAAUUUUUUUUUAACUUUCUUGGGAUCAGUCUCCAGGCUGUGCGACCAUCUAAUAUGACGAAAACGUGUUGAUUCCUCUAUCUUCAAGCGUUGAAACAGACGAGAAAAUAUGGUGUACAUCUUCGUGUGUCUCGUAUCACUGGCCAUAUGCAUCAGAGAAACGACGAGCGACGCCCUACGCGGCGAAAAAGAGGGCUACUACGCUUUUGAGGAGGCGCCUUCGCGGUUCAUGAGGCCGCCCCAAGUGCGGAAGCCCCCCUACAUGAUGUCCAACGUUCCGUGCCCAUCCGGGGAAGGGCCCUACAGCAAGAGGCCUUCGCCAAAGUCCACGUUAUGCGGUGAUCUCAACAAGGGUUUUAUCCCCUUGAAUCCACUGGGACAAGACUUCGAUGGACAGCCCUAUCCUUUCGAACUGAUCAAGAAUAAGACGCUGAUUUUCCUUUCAAAGGCCUUGCCUUACCUGAAAGAGGAUCCCAAAAUUCCCAAGGUUGCCAAGAUCGGACAGAAGCGCCCUCUGGUUCAGCAGAACGGUCACGAGUAUCGCAGACAUGGCUACCACAGAGCGAAGCGAGACGCAGCUCCGAGAAACGAAAGCCAGACGUCGACUUCGGAGUACUUAAAUGACAUCUCGGACAAUCAUACCACCGCGAGACAGAAUUGCGACCAAGGAGGAGCUGCUGGAUUGUUCUGCUCUUUGAGUUCUGCGAUGUCGAACAACAAAAUACCUCUGGCUCUCAUGAGCGCGGUCGCGCAAGGACUGGCUGCCUCCAUGAGCCCCACCACCUCCACCCCCCAAGAAUCGACAACCGUACGUCCAGUCACCCAUUAUUCAUCCGAGACUGGAUCCGGAGGCGAGUCGUCGAUGACGGAGGCUGUCAUCGGCCUUCUGGGCACUCUGGCCAACAUGGGAUUGGGAAAGCCUGGUACUGGUUCUGUGAAAGAUUCCACCAACGAUGAGGAGCCGUCCACUUUGGCCCACGUCAUGUCCGUUUUGACUGGAGCAUCCCCAGGUAGCAGCAGUGCUCUCUCACUGGUUCUGAAGCUGAUGGCCAGCGAGGCCUCUCCGCUGAAGGCUCUGGCUGGAGGAUUCCCUUCUAGAAGAAGGCGGCCAGUCGGGGACGACCAGAUAGCCGCUGAAUCGAACGUUCGAAGGCCCCAAGAGAACGAUUUUGACUUACCUCCAACACCAUGCCCUUCCUCAGAAGAGUAUGUCACUCCUACUUUUGCACGGAAUUAUCAAGGGGUGUGGAAAUAUGUAGUUCAGAUACCACAAGAAGGUUACUUCACGCAGACAGUGCAGCAAACCAAAUGCAUGAAAGGGCGAUGCGACUUCAUGGAUGGAAUUUGUCAUGAAUCUCCGCGCUGGGUCAGCCUGUUGGUAGCGGAGACAUACUACCCGGACACUUUCUUCCCUACCACAUCUACACCCCUACCACCACCGCCACCCGUCGAAGACUUCUACAACUUUCAACAAUACCUAAAGCGACGAGUUGGAGAAGUGGACAGUGAUUCAACUUACCGAGAGAGCACCGCUGCAAAAGGAGAAAAAACAAAGAAACAUCACUGCGACGGCGUGGACCACAUUGGCUGCUACGUUGUCAGGCUGUACUAUGACUGGUUUUUAGUGAACGGCUCGUGCAAAUGUUGGAAACCGUCACCCAAAAGGACAUUGACCCACUAUCGUUAGGUUUGAGAUCAUUCACAAAGCAAGUUCUUCCUAUGGAGGCAAUACUGGCACAUCAGUCAAUGGAUUAUACAAAAACAUUCAGAUUUAUCGCAUAGUGGAUCAUUGUGGAAACGUUUCAGAAACAUUUUCAAUCACAAGUAUUACAAGGCACAUCUAUUUCUAAGCACCUGGCUUUGGUACAACGGUAAACAGUUGAUACAUAAAAUGUGGUACAAAAAUUGUGAACAAUUUGUGUAGAAAAUGUGUUACGGAAACAAUGGACGAUUGGUUGAGGAAAUAUGGUACAGAAACUUCGGAUAACUGAUCCAGAAAAUCUGAUACAACUGCAGCCAGUUGGCACCAGAAAUAUAGGUCAGGAACUGUGGACAGAUAGUACUAAAACUGCGAUACGACUGUGUAUAACCGACCUACGGAAUGUACUAGAAUUGUGGACAAUUGGUGCAGAAGCUGCAGGAAAUUUGCAUAGUUGGAGUAAGAAUUCUCUGGGAUGUCUCAUCUACAAGGAUUGUUGAAGAUACUACAUAAGCUACAAAAAUCUCAUACCAACUUCUAUAUCAACUGUAUUUAUGAGGAUGUAACGGAAACUUUUUGUGAUACAAGAACUGACACAGAGCAUUCAGAGCAUUUACAUAUUUUCCGCGAAGCACUCCUUCGUGUUUCUUACGUCUUUCUUCUAAUGGUAGCUAUACCAUCGUGGUCGCUAUUGUAAGAUUAUGGGCUAGUGGUAAGCUUGGCUUCAGUCAGUGGUAAGCUUGGCUAUCAAUGCUUUAUAAUGUGAGGGCUUAGUAAAUUGUAAGAAACAAAGCCACAUUCACCACUGAGAUUACAAAGUACACUUCAGACUCCCAGACUUAGAAUUCGUAGCAAGGAGGUACAUGCAACGGGAUCAAGGGAGCUGAGAACUGUUGGACUGUCAAAAGACAAUCCGAAACAGACGCGGAAUUUGAAUUUGCUUCAUUGCGAUUGCGAGAGCUUCAUAAAUACAGUCAGCUCUCGAUUUACCUUCGAUAAUGCCGGGGGCAACGUUUAUGACUCAAAAUCUUGGUUCAUUACAAAGCAGUUAAAAUAACACAGAAAGAGAAAUAACUCAUAUUAUAAUUAACAAAAAUUCCUAUUAAUAAUUAAGUCUAGAGAACAAAUUCAUUUGGUUACUUAAUUUAAAUCAUAGUGAAAAUAAAAGGGAAAAUUGUAAAUAAUGAGAAAAUGAAUAUCCUGAAAAAUGAAGAAUUAAGAUAUAAAUGGCAUUCAUAGCAAUAGUUACAUCUGAACUUGAACAACGUCACGGAAUUGAAAUUCGCCUAAAAAUAAAUAAAUAAGUAAGGUCGGUUAUAUUUUCUAUUUAUUAUUGUACAUUGUUUAUAUAUUCAAUAUUAUGUGCAGUUAAAUUAUGGACUGUUAUGAAAUAAAAACAACUCCCAAAUA